Colletotrichum karsti is the source of this 789-nucleotide messenger RNA. RefSeq names its product short-chain dehydrogenase reductase family. Lineage: Eukaryota; Fungi; Ascomycota; Sordariomycetes; Glomerellales; Glomerellaceae. Bases 1 to 789 code for a protein of 262 amino acids. The record is from RefSeq and is a predicted model, not a curated record. Gene Ontology annotation, molecular function: oxidoreductase activity, acting on the CH-OH group of donors, NAD or NADP as acceptor. The transcript has 3 exons.
AUGUUCAAGUUCCCUGGAGUCGCACUCAUCACCGGUGCCGGUGGCACAGGCAUCGGAGCAGCCGUUGCUAGAGGCUUUGCUCGGUCAGGCUGCUCAAGGAUAGCCAUCACGGACCUGAACCAGAAGUCUCUCGCAAGCACGCGGGAUGCGAUACUCGAGAUCCACCCGAAAGCAGAGGUUUUCAGUCAGGAGGGCGAUAUCUCAGAUGAGGGCUUCGUCAACUCACUCGUAGGAGAUGUUGCGAGGAGGUUCUCUAGAGUUGACUAUUCUGUGAGCUGUGCGGGUAUUUUGGGAGCUUCGCUGCGAUCUCAUGAGACCACUACAUCCGCUUUUGAUCUCAUCAACCAGGUCAACUACAAGGGCAGCUGGCUGGUUUCUCGAGCGGUCCUCGGUCACAUGCUGAAACAAGACCUACUGAAGGAGCACCCUGAACAGAGGGGAUCGAUUGUGAAUAUCGCGAGUCAGCUUGGUGUUGUAGCUAGACCGAAAGCUGCUCCGUAUUGUGCGUCGAAAGCUGCCAUCAUCAACAUGACGAAGUCUGAUGCCAUUGACUACUCGCAAGAUGGCAUUCGAGUCAAUUGCGUUUGUCCAGGCGUGAUAGCAACACCGAUGACGACGGCAAAUGAGGAACUUGUUGAGAGAUUGAGGCCUGCCAUUGACAUCGCACCGAUGAAGCGGAUGGGAACGCCUGAAGAGGUAGCCAACGCCGUUUUGUUCUUAUGUUCUAGUCAGGCAUCAUUCGUCCAGGGACACGCUCUGGUAGUCGACGGUGGUUACACUAUCAAUUAA